Messenger RNA from Canariomyces notabilis, 2042 nucleotides. RefSeq lists its product as uncharacterized. The record is from RefSeq and is a predicted model, not a curated record. The coding region runs from base 120 to 1835 and encodes 571 amino acids. The transcript is spliced from 3 exons. NCBI's taxonomy places the organism in Eukaryota, Fungi, Ascomycota, Sordariomycetes, Sordariales, Chaetomiaceae.
GAUCGUUUUCUUCGGAAGAUGGCUUUUCGCUGGAGGUCUGCGGCGCCCCCACAGAAGAAGGGGCGUGAAAAGAAAAGGGGAACCCAACAUCCCGACCAUUCCUUUCCCGAAUCUAUGGCAUGGUAACGGCUCUCGUUGUUACUCUUGCACUGGUUGCAGUAGUCAUACUUGUCAAAAGAACACUUCCAGAUGGCUCAAACGCAUCUUACGGCCUUCCCUCAACGGGCUCGCUGGAGCCACGGGCACUCAGGCCAGGCGCGCUGGCCGACUUGGUGCCCCGAGCAAACACGACUGCCUCUAGGACACUGCUGACGCCGACACUACUAAACGGAAUUGAUCUCCCCAGUGUUGGUAGCACCGUUGAGUGCACAACGAUUGCUGUACCAGGGCGGAAAGCGAAAAGGCAGGGCUACAUAGAAACCUUCUGUUCAACCAGUUACUUCGUGAUCACCUCGAGUCCAACACCAGAGUUAACGGCACCGCCGCGCCCAACAUUGACUUUCCUUCCCACUCGUGUCCCCAAUCUCACAACUUUCUCCGCCCCUGUCAGCAACUCCAGUCCGGCCCCGUCGCGCAUAACAGCAACUACCACUAUCGCAAGGCCAACUUCAGCGAGCCGCAAUCCCUGCGUUUCGAGCACGGUUAAUUGCCCUAUUCGAAGGAGGCGAAAGUUGAGGGCCCGCCAAGAUGAAUGCGAGACGACGUAUUUUUCUGUUUCCGGAUGUGAUCCUACCCCUACCUCCUUUCAACCAUUGCCGAGUACGGGCCCGUGUGUCACAAGCACUGUUUAUUGCGAUGUCGAGGGUACAGAAGGAAGACGGGAACUAUGUACCACCUAUUUCACUUCGGUAUCUGGCUGCGACAUCAGCAGUCGGCCUAUUCCUACAAACCUGACAACAUCCACGGUGCCACACCGGCCUAGCUCGAUCUCACAGAGCAUUGUGACUAGUUCUCCGGCUACCGCAUCUGCUACCUCUACAUUGGCAGAGCCAACCACAUCAAGCACAUCGUCCUUGCCUCUUGAUCCUUGUGUGAGAACUUACAAGCGCUGCCUCAUCACAUCCAUCCUCGGAUCCGAUGACGACGCCUGCAUCGACCCUCAGCUGUCCCGUCACCACAGUAACUUGCGCCACGAGCACCGGGGGCAUCAUUGGACGGAGGCAGGUCGUAACAAGCUGCAACACUGUUUGUUACACCUUUACACCCUCGUCCCUGGCGGCCGGAAACACUUCUUUUACUCGGCCCCCUGUUUCAACCUCCAUUUCGUCGACCCCCAUUUCGCUUUUGUCUUCCUCGAUCUCGUCCACUACUUCGUCCUCGGUCUUGUCCAUCACUUCUUCCUCGGUCUCGUCAGCCGCCUCGUCCUCAAUCUCGACAACUUUCCCGUCCAGAGUCUCGUUGACAGUUGCCUCAUCUCCCCUCUCGUCGACAGUCUCGUCCACCGUAUCGUCUUCUAUUUUAUCUUCUCCUCGAUCCUCUGUUUCGUCUUCUCCCUCUUCCUCACCCUCGCCCUCGCCCUCACCCACAUCCUUACCCUCAUCCUCGCCCCAAUCCUUUUUCCCUUCCUCCCUGUCAUCUUCUCUCUCACCCUCACCCUCACCCUCACCCUCACCCUCACCCUCACCCUCAUCCUCUCUUUCAUCCCAAAUCUUCUCUAUUCACACCACUCCAGUCAGUCUCAUUCAGCCUUCCACUUCAGAACCGGGGACCGGUUCGCAGACUUCCGUCCAGUCAACCUUUGCCUCCCCCAGCGCUGCAGAGUCAGCUGCAGCAACGUUGCUUCCAAGCCAGGUUGUCCCCUCAACAUUGGUUUCUACAUCCGCGGCAAUAUCUGAAGUAUCUUCAGCGACUAGGACCAACGGCUUAGUGCCAGACUCUGCCACCACCAUUUCCACCAUUGCACUAUCCCAGUCUUCCGAGACUGUAUGGCUCGAGCAGUCAAAAGGCGAGGUGUCGGCGUUGAUCUGGUCCACACAAGCACGGCCUUCAGAGCAUGGCUCAUUCAUGUCUACGGCGACUGGAAAAACUACUGUCACCAGGCA